AUGAAGUUCUCUUCGUUAGGCGCUGCCUUGGCCCUCUCUCUGCCGUUGGCCAAGGGUUCACCACAAUACACCAACUCCAAACCGCCGUCUUGCCGUUUCGGCCUUGAGUGGUCUCAAAAAGAUGUACUCCAACGCCCUGAUGACUUUACUUGGGACCUUCUCUACUGGGAAGGCAAGUUUCAUCAGAACGAUGUAGCCUACAACACCAAGAAUGGCAUGUCGUACGAUGGUACCCAGCUUGACUGGAAGACUGGUAUGCGCACCAAAAAGCAUACCUUCAGUGCUGCCAGUAAAGAAGCCCUGCAAAUUAUGCUUUACGCCCAAGCCAUUUCGGGAUCGAAGGAAGCUGCCCGUUUUCUAACUCCUGAGAACCUUCAAGCCGCCCCGGUAUUUGCUGCAUCUAUCAUGGAGACAAAGCUCAACACGUACAAACAGUUUAAUCAGACUUAUCCUGGCUUCGGUGGCUUUCUUCCUUGGAUCAAGACGGAUGUUCAGAAGAUUUCGCCGCAGGAUGAUUGGGAUGACAGAGUUCCAGGUCUGGACAAUGGGGAGCUUAUUUGGGCUGUUUACGCCUGUAUCGAAGCCCUUCAGAGACAGUCCAGUGCAAAAUUCCACAAAAUUGCCGACGGGUGGCAGCAUUGGCUCGAGUAUGUUGCUUCAACUGCUCCCAAGAUCUUCUACAUGGGCAAAGGGAAGGUCUGUGCCGUGACUGCAAUCAGUGACCAGACUCUCUCAGUAAAUCACAAGCAGCAGUCUUACAAGUGUGAGACCGAAACCUACCUGGAUGAUCCCUACGAGGGAGAGCUUUUGACCUACUUCUUGCAAUUCUUUACCAACUUAUCUAAAAAGGAUAAGCAAACACUCUGGGAAUACAAGCGACCCAAAUUGGAGAAAGCAGAAUAUAAUAAAGGCGGUGUCGGUCCCAUCACUGUUCGAAAAGGGUUCUGGUUCUCCAGUCAUGAGAUUUGGAACCAGCUCGAGUUGCCAUAUCAUGAUGUCGAGAUCGUUCGACGCCUAUUCAAAAACGGUGAGCGCGCUCGCACGUGUAACUCUGUUGUCACUAGAUCUCCUGGUCUCUACGCUUCGGUCAACAACUCGACCGAUCCAAAGACUGAUGAAAUCAUCGGCUACAUUUCGCCUGCCGGUAUUCCCUCAAUCGCUAGUCAGAAGGAUCAAGAGCUCGAUGUUAUCACCCCCUACGGUGUGUUCCCAGUUGUCUUGUUUGAUAAGGCGACUGGCCUUGCCUGGUGGAGGAACAUGAUUGUUGCCAAGAAAAUGCAAAAUCCUUACGGCAGUACUGAAUCAACUCGCAUUGACGGCGAAGGUGUUUCAGCGCUUGUGACAUGGGACAGCAAAGUCACUACCGUGGUUGCACUUAUGGGUGGAGUUGUCGACCUUGUGCGGGAUCGUAUGAAGUCGGACGGCGUUUAUAAAGAGUUUUUGGAAAUCACAGAGCGUGAACAUGUUCGAGUCUUUGGCCAUGACUUGAAAGGUGAAGAUAUCAAGUUUUGUCUUCCCAACAACCAGGUACCUGAUGCCGGGUUGAAGGAUUUCACAGCCUGCCAAAAGUAG
Fusarium pseudograminearum CS3096 is the source of this 1572-nucleotide messenger RNA. RefSeq lists its product as uncharacterized. Bases 1 to 1572 code for a protein of 523 amino acids. NCBI's taxonomy places the organism in Eukaryota, Fungi, Ascomycota, Sordariomycetes, Hypocreales, Nectriaceae. The record is from RefSeq and is a predicted model, not a curated record. The transcript is spliced from 7 exons.